AAACAUUGUAAUUCUUUAGUUCGACCCACUGUGCGAUCAGUGUUACAGUUACAUAUUGCACAGAAAUCUCAGGAAGCCUAGGAAACAAUCCAAGAUCAAGGGAAAGUGUAAGGCACUGGUAAUGCGAUGCAGCGGCAUCGCGCGGGGGGUCGUUGUUUCGGAAUUAUUGAGGGGGUCCUUUCACAGCAAAAUCCUAACGGUAUAAAAUCCGACACCACCGUAAACGAAGCCAGUUUAGUUUUAUUCUUUGGCAGGUUCGAAAUUUUUCGAAAAAAACACGAACACACAGCCAUGCAAUUCUACAUUGUCCUCGCAGCAGCAGUUUUCGCGGUAGUGACUGCCCGACCAGGCGGCAGCUACGGACACUACGAAUUGGAGGGCUACGGUGACCACGGUGGCUACGCCAUCGAGGAGCACGGAGGCGGCGAAGAACUCCACGGCCUCGAAGGUAACGAGAUCGAAUCGGGACACGGAGGCGGCCACGGUGGUCAUCACCAAGAAGAAUACAUCGAUUACCAUGCUCCACCGAAAUACCACUACGACUACGCUGUGCACGAUCUUCACACACACGACAUCAAGACCCAAUGGGAGACCCGCGACGGCGACAAGGUAAAGGGAGAAUACACGCUCGUAGAACCAGACGGUUCCAAGAGAAUCGUGAGCUACACGGCCGACAAGCACACCGGAUUUAACGCUGUGGUAAAGAAAAUUGAACACGGUCUUUCGCACUAAUCUGAUCUAAAAAUGGUACAAACACCGAAUUUUGUAUUUAUUUAUUAGUGAUUAUUAUCAGUAUUUUUGUUGAGUAAUUUUAGUUUUAAUUCAUGCAUUCAUUCAUUUCAUUUUUUGUUUUGCCAUAAUUGAUCCAACACAAACGAUACUACGAUCUGUGUUCAUGGUGAUUGAUUCGUCGUUGCACUCAUUUUUUUAGUCCAGUAGUAGUAGUAUAAUUAAUGUUUAUUAGUUUAUAUGUUUAUUUGUAUUUAUAUACUUUAUAAGUUAGAUAGGAUGAGAUGAUUGAUACUCAGAACAGUAUUAUGUAUAUAGGC
Molecule: messenger RNA, 1049 nt
Organism: Brassicogethes aeneus
Lineage: Eukaryota; Metazoa; Arthropoda; Insecta; Coleoptera; Nitidulidae
Source: the annotation of a GenBank genome assembly